Messenger RNA from Malaya genurostris, 1236 nucleotides. It is a transcript of the gene Vta1, whose product is annotated as vacuolar protein sorting-associated protein VTA1 homolog. Bases 81 to 1055 code for a protein of 324 amino acids. The transcript is spliced from 2 exons. NCBI's taxonomy places the organism in Eukaryota, Metazoa, Arthropoda, Insecta, Diptera, Culicidae. Gene Ontology annotation, biological process: late endosome to vacuole transport via multivesicular body sorting pathway. The record is from RefSeq and is a predicted model, not a curated record. Gene Ontology annotation, cellular component: multivesicular body.
CGACAGUUGUUUCACAAACAAACACGAAAAACGUCAAACUGAAUCGUCAAGUCAAGCAGCUCGAGGCAGGUCCUAUUACAAUGGCAUCCAACCAACCAGAAGUCCCGGCGACAUUGAAAGUUAUAGGACACUACUUGAAAACGGCCCAGGAACAUGACAGCCGUGAUCCAAUUAUUAGCUACUGGUGUCGACUGUACGCCCUGCAACUAGGACUUAAAAUAAACAGCCAGGGUGCCGAGGAGCGAAAGUUUCUGGUGAGCGUGAUGGAUUGGCUGGAACAAACGAAGAAGGCUCACGCAGAUAACGAAUCAAUAACUAAUGAGGUUGCAGCUCAAGCUUAUUUAGAGAAUUACGCGUUGAAGUUAUUCUUGUAUGCGGACAAGCAGGAUCGAGAAAGCAAUUUCGGAAAGAAUGUGGUGAAGGCCUUCUACACUGCUGGAAUGAUAUACGAUGUACUACAAACUUUUGGUGAGCUAACGGAAGAAGUAUUUCAAAACAGAAAGUACGCUAAGUGGAAGGCUUCGUACAUACACAACUGUUUGAAAAACGGAGAGACACCCAUUCCUGGACCGAUGAAAACGGACGAGGACAACGAAUAUGAAAAUGAAAUGGAAAAUCUUGGUCCGGGGGCAGGAACAUCGAAUAUUGAGCCAACCGCAGGUCCAAGCAAUCAACCUCAGUUACCGUAUCCUCCGAUGGGAUUUCAUGCUGCUCCUCAGUCUCCCUCCGCACCAAAUCAGCUACCCUUGUCUGGACCACCAUCUGGACCGACAAAUUUUACGACCAAUGACCCAUUUAGCACAGUAAAGCCACCCACACCCCCAAGUGAACCCGAAAAACCUCCAGGUGGCUUCCAGCCAUAUACAGGGCCGUCUAAUACCGGCAGUAGCGAGGGCGGUUUGUCACAGGGAGUACAACUAACACCAGAUCAGAUUAUUAAAGCCCAAAAAUAUUGCAAAUGGGCUGGCAGUGCCCUCAACUACGAAGAUAUCAAAUCCGCUAUCGACAGUCUACAAAAAGCACUUCGAUUGUUGCAAACUGGUCAAGAUAGUUAAGCUUUUGUUUUUUCAAUUCAGUUAGUGGAUUGUUGUGUUUUGCUAUUUUCAAUAAAAAAUUAACACUUGUUAGCGGCAAGCAUAAUAUGCACCAUUCUAUGCUUUGGAAAGCACUCGCAAAAUAUGUUUCAAUGAAGUAUAUAGUAACGAAAAAUAAAGAAUCAAUUUACUCACACUAAAA